AUGACAUGGGCUGAACGCUUUAUUGUGUUCUGCGGUGUGGGCUUUGGUUCAGGCUUAGCGCCUAAAGCACCAGGUACAUUUGGCUCAGCAUUUGCGCUUUUGUUUAUUCCGAUUUGGCUUGCAAUUGGUUUUUAUGGCUCCAUAUUGGCCAUCAUAAUCAUGUCAUUGGUCGGUAUUUGGAUUUGUGGGAAAACCGCAGAGAUUAUCCAUGUGCAUGAUGAUGGGCGCAUUGUUUGGGAUGAGUUUGCUGGGCAAUCAAUCACGUUCCUGCCUUUAAUUUAUUUAGGACAAAUGAAUUGGAUUUGGGCACUGGUUGGAUUUGCACUGUUCCGUUUAUUUGAUGUCUGGAAACCAUGGCCUAUUCGUGUCAUUGACCAAAAAGUCGAUGGUGGCUUUGGGAUCAUGCUUGACGAUAUUAUUGCAGGCCUCUGGGCAGCAAUAUGUAUCCCAGAUCUGUUAGAGCAAACCGAACAACUCGGUACGGGUCAUGCCGUUAAAGUGACUUUACCUGUUUUGCCCCAAGAUGGCAUUUCUUUGAUCCUUUCUGGUGAUGUGCCUUGCGUACAACAAAGUACCCUACAACGCUUGGUUGAUGUAUCCAGUCAAACAGGCAUCGGUUUAGUCACAUUAACGCUUGAUGAUUCUACUGGCUACGGUCGCAUCGUACGUAAGGAUGGAAAAAUCCAAGCGAUUGUUGAACAUAAAGAUGCUUCUGAUGAACAACGUCAAAUUAAAGAAAUCAACACAGGUAUUUACUGUGUGAGCAAUGCCAAAUUACAUGAAUGGUUACCUAAACUCAGCAAUGACAAUGCUCAAGGCGAGUACUACCUCACUGAUAUCGUGGCAAUGGCUUUAGCGGAUGGUAUGGAAAUCGCAUCCAUUCAACCAGAAUUGGCUUUUGAAGUUGAAGGCGUGAAUGAUCGCAUUCAACUUGCAGCAUUAGAGCGAGAAUUCCAAAACUAUCAAGCCAAAUUACUGAUGCAACAAGGCGUGCAUUUGAUUGACCCUUCACGUUUUGAUUUACGUGGUCAACUCACCGCGGGUACUGACGUCAAUGUACUUUCGGAAAUGGCGUUGAAAUUGGCGCAGGAUGUAUUAUCAAAAAUACUCAAAUUGCGGCAGGAACCAAAGUUCAACCGUAUAGUGUUUUUGAAGAUGCAGUGA
Molecule: messenger RNA, 1164 nt
Organism: Oppiella nova
Lineage: Eukaryota; Metazoa; Arthropoda; Arachnida; Sarcoptiformes; Oppiidae
Source: the annotation of a GenBank genome assembly